CUGCAGGCGGCGACGGCGAGUCCGUUUGGUGUGAAAACAACAUCUCACCUUCAUUCUUUAGUGCCACUGCUGGAGCAUGUUGCUGGGAGCCACCAUGGAGCGCUUUCGCCGUCAUGUAGUACAGCGUUAAGGCGGCGUCAGUUUGUCGUCGAGUGGGGCUUUGGUGUGGGGGGUUACGAGGAGUCGCCGUCGUCGAGCCAUGGCCGCGCGGGAAGAAGGAGAGGCUGCGCACGGCAAAGCGAGGCACCACGACGGAGGCGCGAGUGUAAACAGCUCUGAGGGCUUCAGGAACGGCUAUGUGAAGAGCUGCGUCACCCCCCUCAAACAGGACCACCACAGGGGCUUUUUGUUCAAUGUGUGCAGGUUUUGCAGCGAAGACCUUCUCGAGUCCAAACUUGUCAAGGUUUCUGCCAUCCACGUCGGCGCCGUUGUCGUUUUGGCGCUUUCUUUGCUCCUGUCCCGUAGCUCGCAAAGUGAAUCGCGUUGGGAUUUGCGGACUUUGGUGUGGGGCUUCUCUCAGUCCGCCAGUCCUCUCUUCAGUAUCGGCUGUGCCUUCUUCUUCCUGACCUUCUACCUGCGGAGGAGAAAGAAAGAGGGCAGCCAGUGGUGGCUCCUGUCACUGCCAGCAUCGUGCUACCUCGGGGACUUCGUGGUGCUGCGCUUCUUGCAAUGGGGAGAGGAGCAGCACCAGAUGCAAAUGGUGGGCAGGUUGUUGUUCGUGUUGGGAUGCGUGGGUCUACUCACGCUAGUCCCCACGCUGAAGCUCAAACACAGCGUGCUCGUACUGCUCUUCGCCAGCCUGGUGUGGCUGCUCUCCUUCACCAGUUUAGACGGGCUACCGGCGCUUCUCAGACCGCUGCUCGCCUGCGUCGCCGGGCUCUGUGGCUCAUUGGUGGGGCUCUGCUUCGACCGCUGCUACCCGGCGAGGGACGCUCCGAGCGGGGGCUCCGGCUCGGAGGAGAAGGUCCCGGUGGUCAGGGCCAGGAGACGAUCCAGUUGUGUUUCUUUGGGAGAAACGUCGAGCAGCUAUUAUGGCAGCUGUAAAAUGCCCCGGAGACCGUCGUUACCCUGUAUAUCCAGAGAGCAGAUGAUCCUGUGGGACUGGGAUCUGAAACACUGGUACAAACCACAGUAUCAGGGUGCGGUGAGCGGCAAUGGCGUUGACCUGUCAGUCAUCAACGAGGCCAGGAACCUGCUUUCCGAGCUGCUGAUGGACUCGUCCUUGUCGGCCCACACCAUCUCCACUCUGCACAGCGUCUCCAGCCUCAUGGGCACGUUCUCAGGCUCGUGUCGCCCCCGGGUGAACCCUUUCACGCCUUUCCCCGGCUUCUACCCAUGUGAUGAGGUGGACGACUCUGUAGAGAGAAACGACCGGAAAACCAUUAAGGGUCUGAGUAGCAGAAACAGCCUCCCUACUCCUCAGCCCAGGCGGAGUUCUACCUCCUCUUCUGUGCUGUCUCCUCUUGACUCACUUUCAUCACGGUGGGAACGCAACAAUGGCAAGAGACCCCACCCUGACCUUAACAUGGCUAGCUCAGGUCUGUCCAAUGGGCCAAAUGCAAACCUGCUCACCAUUCCCAAGCAGAGGUCUUCUUCUGUCACCCUCACAUAUCAUGCAGGGUCCAGGAGAGCAGGUACAUCUCCUAGCCUGAGUCCCGUCACCUCUCCCAGCCACAGUCCUCCAAACAUAGCCACAGGUUCUUCAUCGUCCCUAUUCACCCGAUCGCCUGUGGAGUUCCCAGACACGGCGGACUUCCUGACAAAGCCCAGUGUCAAUCUGAACCUGCACAAGCCUUUGGGCUACCCACUCAGCUCAUGCGACUUCCAGCAGGCAUUCCGUAGCUCCACUUUACCUCUUUGCACUAGCUGCGGGCGUCAGAUGUCAAAGGCAGUUUCCGGUGGCGAUUCGGGAGAAAUCCAUCAGCCACUCCUCAGCGAGGCCCAACGCAGGCGCUCAGGUGAAGGACCGGAUUUCCCAGGAGAGCCUUUAAUCAGGGAGGAGAGCGUGGAGGUGGACUUGCCUGCAGAGUCCAGCACCACAGGAGAUCAGGGUCAGACAGAGAAGGAGCAGAGCCCGAGCACAAAGCAGCAGACUCAGGAAUUACAGUGUGAUCAGGAGUUCAGACUAGACACGAUGCUGGAAGACCAUGAAGCCCUCAUGGAGAGGAUGAACACCUGGAACUUCCAGAUCUUUGACCUGGUGGACAAAACAGGAGGAAAAACAGGAAGAAUACUCAGCUAUGUCACUUACACCCUUUUCCAGGAUACGUGUCUGUUUGAAAUAUUCAAGAUCCCUGUGAGGGAGUUCAUGACAUACUUCUUUGCUCUGGAAAAUGGCUACAGGGACAUUCCCUAUCAUAACCGGGUCCAUGCUACUGAUGUGCUCCAUGCUGUCUGGUACCUGACCACUCGACCAAUCCCAGGGUUCCAGCAGAUCCACAAUGAGCAUGUGACUGGAAGUGAUACAGACUCGGACAGUGGGAUCUCUCCUGGCAGAAUAUCAUACGCGUCCUCCAAAAGCUCCUCAAUAUCAGAUGACAGCUAUGGCUGCCUGGCCUGGAACAUCCCAGCUCUGGAGCUCAUGGCCCUUUACGUAGCAGCUGCGAUGCACGACUAUGACCACCCUGGUCGCACCAAUGCCUUUUUAGUUGCCACUAACGCACCUCAGGCAGUGCUGUACAACGACCGCUCCGUGUUGGAGAACCACCACGCUGCGUCCGCCUGGAGCCUCUACCUGUCCCGGCCGGAGUUUAACUUCCUGGUCAACCUGGAUCAUGUGGAGUUUAAGCGUUUUCGCUUCCUUGUCAUUGAGGCUAUUCUAGCCACAGACCUCAAGAAGCACUUUGACUUCCUGGCUGAGUUCAAUGCCAAGGUCAACGAUGUGAACAGUCCAGGAAUUGACUGGACAAAUGAGAAUGACAGACUGCUGGUGUGCCAAGUGUGUAUCAAGCUGGCAGACAUCAACGGACCAGCCAAAGUCCACGACCUGCACCUUAAGUGGACUGAAGGCAUUGUUAAUGAGUUUUAUGAGCAGGGUGAUGAAGAAGCGAGGCUGGGACUACCCAUCAGCCCCUUCAUGGACCGCUCCUCCCCGCAGUUGGCCAAGCUGCAGGAGUCCUUCAUCACGCACAUAGUAGGACCACUCUGUAACUCCUACGACGCCGCAGGUUUACUUCCUGGCCACUGGGUCAAUGGAGACGGAUCAGAUGAAGAUGACGAAGGCCGGGUUGACUCUGACACAGAUGAUGAUGACGAGGAAGAGGAUGAUGAGCUGGAGGAAGAUCUGCAGCCAAAAAGGAGUAAGAGCCACCGGCAAUUAUUUUGCAGCAUCAUGCAGCACCUGACCGAGAACCACAAAGUGUGGAAGAAGAUCAUCGAGGAAGAGGAUAAAGGCAAAGAUGGCGGCAACCAGCAGCCUGACAGCCUGCCCACGUCACCGUCGGAUGACAUCCAGGUCAUCCAGGAGGAGGAGGAAGGGGAGUAGCGUCAGUCGUAGCAUGACUAAAGAAAUGAACACACAUACGUGGAGAGGAAGAAGGCCUUCACCCAACAGCCUUUCACACAUCAAACACACACACUGACAUGACAGAGACAAAUGCACAUACUUCCCACACACUUUCACGCAUUGAACACUGUGCAGACACUUGGAUGCUCAAAAAACGGCCUUACCACUGUGAGCGGAUCCUCGCUGCAACAGUGAGAGCCCAACUCCUAUGCACUUUGACCCCCGUGGAGAGUCCCAGAGCAGCUCCAAGAAGAAGAAGAAGAAGCACCAAGAGUGAGGUCCAUGGUGCAGGAGAAGAACGUCCGAAUGACCUCGGCUGCAAUGCUGCCUUGAAUGCAAAGCGCUUACACCUCCUUUAGGUACAAAACAAGUCCUAUUUAAAAAAAAAAAAUAAUAAAAAAGUAAAAUAAAAAAUGAAAAAAUAGAGGUAGAGGAUGAAACGAGCAAGCAACGCGAUUGACCCCCUUUACCAAAGUAAACUGUUCAAAUGUGGAAAACCCAAGCUGAGACCCUUUCAGCCUCAGUUUAGGAUUUUUUUUUUUAUUAUUAUUUAAUAUAUAUAUACAGUAUAUAUAUAUAUAUAUAUAUA
Messenger RNA from Dunckerocampus dactyliophorus (ringed pipefish), 4094 nucleotides. It is a transcript of the gene pde3b, whose product is annotated as phosphodiesterase 3B. Gene Ontology annotation, biological process: signal transduction. The record is from RefSeq and is a predicted model, not a curated record. Gene Ontology annotation, molecular function: protein kinase B binding; 3',5'-cyclic-AMP phosphodiesterase activity. NCBI's taxonomy places the organism in Eukaryota, Metazoa, Chordata, Actinopteri, Syngnathiformes, Syngnathidae. Bases 200 to 3484 code for a protein of 1094 amino acids. The transcript has 16 exons. Gene Ontology annotation, cellular component: membrane.